CAGCAGCAGCAGCAAAAGCAACAGCAACAGCAACAGCAACAUCACCCUCUACUCAAAGAAUAUUUUACAUAUCUUUAUAAUGGGGAGCUAAAGGAACGCCGCCAAUUGGAUGACAGGGAAUGCCCAUUGAGUUUUACGGCCAUGCGUCACGUCGAAUCGAUUGUGCAAUGGCCGCUCGUGGCGCUGCCUUGGCGCAUUAGGGAGCGCAUGAAAACGGCCAGUGUUGCCUUGGUGCUAUGCCUCAACAUUGGCGUCGAUCCGCCGGAUGUGGUCAAAAUCCAGCCCUGCUCACGGCUCGAAUGUUGGAUCGAUCCCAGCUCGGUGUCGGCACCAAAGGCCAUGGAGCUAAUCGGCAGCAAUUUGCAAAUGCAAUACGAACGCUGGCAGCCACGUGCACGAUAUAAAAAAUGCCACGAUCCCACCGUGGAGGACGUCAAGAAACUGUGCACCUCGCUGCGGCGCAACGCCAAAGGCGAACGCAUACUCUUCCAUUACAAUGGACACGGUGUACCCAAGCCGACCGCCAAUGGCGAAAUCUGGGUCUUCAACAAGACAUUCACACAGUAUAUACCGCUGAGCAUAUUCGAGCUAAUCAAUUGGAUGGCCGCACCCUCGAUCUAUGUGUAUGACUGCUCCAAUGCCGGCAUCAUCAUCAACUCGUUUCAGCCCUUUGCCGAGCAGCACGAGCAUGAGCUGGAGAAGGCCCUGGCCGCCGGCACGCAGCCGGCUGGCCAGCUGGUCAGCUACAAGAACUGCAUACACUUGGCGGCCUGUGCGGCCAAUGAGAUAUUGCCAAUGAAUGCCCAGCUGCCGGCGGAUCUGUUUACCAGCUGCCUAACCACGCCCAUCAACAUCGCCCUCAAGUGGUACGCGAUGCAGGAGAAACUGGGCAUGGUGCCGCGCAUACAGAGCGAACUGAUCGACAAGAUACCGGGCAAGGUGAACGAUCGCCGCACCAUGAUGGGCGAACUGAAUUGGAUAUUCACAGCGAUAACGGACACGAUUGCCUGGAACACGCUGCCACGCGAGCUGUUCCAGCGGCUGUUCCGCCAGGAUCUGCUGGUGGCGAGUCUCUUCCGCAAUUUCCUGUUGGCUGAGCGCAUCCUGCGCAGCCACGACUGCACGCCGGUCUCGCUGCCCGCUCUGCCGCCGUGCCAUCGGCACGCCAUGUGGAAGGCCUGGGACUUGGUGGUCGACUUGGCACUGCAACAGCUGCCGGAUAUACUCGAACAGCAGGCGGCCUACCGCCAGUUGCCGUUCUUCGAGCAUCAGUUGACCGCGUUCCAGGUGUGGCUCGACAGCGAAUCGGAGUCCCGGACGCCGCCCGAGCAGCUGCCGAUUGUGCUGCAGGUGCUCUUGUCGCAGGUGCAUCGAUUGCGUGCCCUGGAGUUGCUGGCACGCUUUCUCGACCUGGGUCCAUGGGCCGUCAACCUUGCCCUGGGCGUCGGCAUCUUUCCCUAUGUGCUGAAAUUGCUGCAGAGCUCCACGCGCGAGCUGCGACCGGUGCUGGUCUUCAUCUGGGCCAAGAUACUCGCCGUCGACCCCAGCUGCCAGGUGGACCUGGUCAAGGAAUACAAGUACUUCCUCACCGUGCUGCAGGACAACAGCGUUAGCAAGCAGCAUCGCACUCUGUCCGCCUUUGUGCUGGCCUCGAUUGUCCACAACUUCCUGCUGGGCCAGACGAGCGCGCUGCAGGGACCCCUGCUCUCCAUCUGCCUGGAACAGCUGAACGACAGCAGCUGGCUACUGCGCCAGUGGCUGGCCAUAUGCCUGGGCAUGCUCUGGCAGAAUUUUGAGAAGGCCCGUUGGUCGGGCGCCCGCGACUUGGCGCACGAGAAGCUCUAUGUGCUGCUCCGCGAUCCCAUACCGGAGGUGCGAGCCGCUGCCGUGUUCGCCCUGGGCACCUUCAUCAGCUCCGUGACCGAUCGCAGCGAGGGACAAGCGAACAAUAUUGAUCGCAUCAUAGCCAUCACGCUGCUGGAGACGGUGGGCGAGGAUAUGUCGCCGCUGGUGCGGCUCGAGCUGGCGGCAGCGCUGCAAUGGAUGGUGCUGCUCUUCGAGUCGCAGUUCGUCACGGUCUACACGGCGGAGCAUAUGAACAGCCAGAGCUCGGCUCUGGUUUCGUGCGGCGGUGAGCGCAGCGCCAGCAUCACUCAUGGCAUGCCCAAUGCUCCGCCCGCCAGCUAUGCCCAGUACACGCACAGCCUGGAGCGGCAUGCCCAUGUCACCAUCAGGCGUGGCGUUAGCUCCAGCUCCAUUUCGAACAUGGCCAGCUCCAGCUCGAUGUCUGGCAAUUCCGUGGGCAGCGCCAGCGGCAGUGGCGGCGGCGGCGUCGGCGUCGCUGGCAACUGCAGCAGCAACUCGGGCAGCACGGCGACCACAAAUGCGAUACCCUUUCAAUAUAUCUUCACCAAGCUCUGGCAGGGCAUCUACAAUCUGGGCCAGGAUCCGUUUCCCACAGUCGCCGCAACAGCCCAGAAGAUCAUUGCGCACGUGCGCGAUACGGCGCUGUGCUUGAUCACCGCCAAGGAGGCGACGAAUGCCACAGCUGCCGCUGGCAUUGGCGGCUCCUCCGGUGGACGAGAUCAGCAAAAGCUGAAUAGCAGCAUCCUGAGCGUCAGCCUGCCGCCCAGUCCCAAUACGCGCUGCAAUUAUCUGAGCGCCAGUGGCGAGUCGCCGCCGGUGGGCGGAGCAGCUGUGGCUGUGGCAGCAGCAGCAGCGGCGGCGGCGGCGGCAGCGGCGGCUUCGUCCGGCAACAAUCGCUGGUCGCAGAAGCCGCGUCUCUCCGGCAGCAACGAGGCGCAGCAGCGCAAGCUGCGCACCACCUCGAUGAGCGACGAAACCGAUGGCGGCGCUCCAACGGGCUCGACAGCUGCCACAGCCGCGAGCUCCGCUGUGCUGGGACUGGCGGCGGGCGCCCAUGCGGCCGAUGGCAGCAAUUCGGCGCGCAGCAGCGGCAGCGAGACGAACCACUAUGCCGACGCGAGCAACGCCAAGACGCAGCAGCUGCAGCCGAUUGUGCAGACACAGUUCAUACCUUGGGCCAUUUCGUACUUUACGCGUCCGGGCAAGCAGCGCUACAGCAGCGCAGAGAGCGGCACCGAGGAGGAGGAGGGUCAGCAGCGCUGGCCCGUCGAUCGCAAUUCGGCGGAGCUGCGCAAACGCGAGUAUCGCUAUCAGCGCAACGAGCAGAUCCGCCGCACGGCGCGCCGCGAGCAGCAGGAGCAGCGCGUCCAGCGACUCGACGCGUUCAGCUUUGUGCGCAAGACGCAGUGCACGCCGUCGCUAGUGAAGCUAUUGCCGUAUGAGCAGCAGAUUGCCGUCGCCUACAAGGAGAAGGUGCUCGUCUAUGACUUCGUGCGCAAUCUGGUCCAUAGCUAUGUGACGGAGGCUGUGCCCGAUGGCGGCGGCGCUCAGUCCGUGGGCAGCAGCACCAACAGCAGCGGCGCUGUUGUCGGCGGCGGCGGCGGCAGCAACAGCGGCGGCGGCGGCAGCAGCGGCGGCGGCGGCAGUGGACGCAAGAUUAGCCGCCUGCCCGCCACCAUAUUCGCGCGUGUCAGCAGCUUCGAGCUGCUGAAUGCCCAGGACGUGGGCCUGAUGCUGGUCGCCCACGAUGAUGGCGUCAUACGCGUCUGGCAGUCAACGGGCGGGCCGCAGGAGAACUCGAGCGGUGGCUCCGGCGAGCCGCAAGCAAUAACCACAUCUUUGAUCAGCGCCUGGGAUGCGUUCCCUCGCACCGGCUAUAACAGCGGCUGCGGCGGCGGUGCCGGCAGCAGCGGCGCCGGCGGCAGCGGCAGCAGUGCCAGCGGCAGCAUCAACAGUUCCUAUUUGCAGCGAUUGCUGAAGACGGAUCCGCUGGCAGCGGUCGGCAGCAGCGGCGCUGCCACCACCUGCAUCAGCGGCCCCACGGCGGCAUCGGGUGCUGCAGUUGCGGUUGCCGCAGCCAUGGCCAGCGGCUCGAAUAGCCACAGCCAUAGCCAUAGCCAUAGCCAUAGCCUGGGCCAUAGCCACUAUCGCACCUCCACGGACAUUGUGACCGCUUGGCAGCAGUAUUGCCAGCACCUGGUCGUGGGCUGUGAAGCCUAUCGCUUCCUGCGCAUUUGGGAUGUGGAGCGGGAGCUGCGACUGAACGAUCUGCCGCUGGGACGCCGCGAGACAAGCGUGCGCGUUCUCUCGCCGUUCGUGGCCAACAAGCGCUGGGAUCUGAUCGUGGCCGGCUGCGCGGAUGGCAGUGUCCGGCUCUUCGACAAACGCUGUGCACCUCAAGACGCCCGGAUUCGUGUCUAUCGCGAGCAUACGGCGCCCAUACUCCAUGCCUGCCUACGGGCAAAUGAUACGUCUCUCGUUACGGGCUGCACGGCGGGCAAGGUGAAUGUUCUGGAUUUGCGGGCGAGCGGCACGUCCGGCGUCUUCCAUCAGUGGGAGGCGGGCAGCGAUAUUACGGCCAUGGCCAGUCACCAGGUGGCGGAUGCUAUCGCCUGUGGCAACGCCUCGAAGAUCUGCAUCUACUCGCUCAACGGACGCACCCAGAGCGUGCUGCGCAGCAACGAGGGCUUCAUGGGCUCCAAAAUUGGACAUCCCACAUGCCUGUCAUUUCAUCCGUAUAAGGUGCAACUGGCGGUGGGCUUUGUGGACAACACGGUAGCUGUCUACAGCCCCACACCAGUUUUAUAAACUCUGCAGCCGCUGGAAAACGGACGUCGAUAAGAAUCCUGAAACAAUGUUUUAUGCACGUAGCUUCA
This is a messenger RNA of Drosophila hydei, 4742 nucleotides long. RefSeq names its product regulatory-associated protein of mTOR. Gene Ontology annotation, molecular function: protein binding; acid phosphatase activity; protein-macromolecule adaptor activity. Gene Ontology annotation, biological process: cellular response to starvation; TORC1 signaling; positive regulation of cell growth. The record is from RefSeq and is a predicted model, not a curated record. Bases 142 to 4674 code for a protein of 1510 amino acids. Lineage: Eukaryota; Metazoa; Arthropoda; Insecta; Diptera; Drosophilidae. Gene Ontology annotation, cellular component: TORC1 complex; cytoplasm. The transcript has 2 exons.